Alosa alosa (allis shad) is the source of this 2350-nucleotide messenger RNA. RefSeq names its product golgi integral membrane protein 4b (gene golim4b). Lineage: Eukaryota; Metazoa; Chordata; Actinopteri; Clupeiformes; Clupeidae. Gene Ontology annotation, cellular component: Golgi membrane; Golgi apparatus. The transcript is spliced from 13 exons. The record is from RefSeq and is a predicted model, not a curated record. The coding region runs from base 785 to 2320 and encodes 511 amino acids.
AUAGCCUGUAUCGUACAGAAGGCAUUACGUCACACCUGGAUGGAACUGACAAGUUGUUCGUGUCAUGUAUGGUGGAAGUUGCAUUGCAUAGGCCUACCUGUUGUAGACUCAAAGGAUGUGUGGAAUCAUUGCAUGAUAUUGGAUUUAGGAAACACAAAGACUGGCGAAAACAACAGAAUUAGGUGUUAUGUUGUUUUUCAUAGUUCAGAGUUUUUUUUUACAUAAUUCAUAGCGUAGGUUUUUCAUCCAUGUGUUUUUGGCACAUGGAUGAAAAAGUUGGGCCUAUAUGUUUUCCACACUAGCAGCUACAAAGGCACAGGAGAUAUCACCAUAUUGUGGUAUUUCUGCUGUUUGUGCGGUGUACAUAUUGACACACAUGGUCUCUCUCUCUCUCUCUCUCUCUCUCUCUCUCUCUCAAACUCAACACUCAUCUCAUUCUCUUCUCCCAUGGGUUAAGAUUUUUUUUUUAUCAUAAUGUUCAGAUUGAUAGAGUGAAGAUGAUCUCUGUUUGGCAGUAGGCCUGUUACAUCUUGGAUGAUAUUUCCUAUUACGGUACUCCUAAGGCAAAAAUGCAUUUAUUUUUUAGCAAGUAGGGCCUAUAUUUUGCAUGUGGUCUAUGAGCAUAGGUCCAGGCUGGAGAAAUCAUUACAGAAGGAGAGAAUGGAACACAAGAAGGCCAAAGAUGGUACAAUCCAAACCAGAUCACAACAUCGACUCUCCAAUGUUAUUCUGGAGUUCUCAUUUUGGCCAUUUAUGUGGUUAUAGUUAUGGUUAAGGUUAUGUAAUGGUUAUGGUUGUAUUUGCAAAUUUCGUGACCAAGCCAUAUACUGUAUUUUUUUUAAAAAUUGUUGUUUGGUUAUUCCCUAACAAUCCUUUGUUCUUAUUUUCAACAAUCACAGAUCACCUUGCAUAUAAACUUGAGUCGGAACAGUUACUGACCAAAGAAAAGGAGUCAAACAAUCGCUUUAAUGCAUUACAGGGCCAGCAUCAAAUACUAAAGAGCCAACAUGAAGACUUGAAGAAACAGUACUAUGAGCUGCAGGAGCAACAUCAGAACCAAGGGGAGAACCACGAGCGAGUCUUGGAUGAACACAGAGAGCAGAUUGACCAUCUCCAAAGGACCAAAGAGAUGGAAAUCUCCAGACUCAAAGAGAAUGUAUAUAACCUAAAGGAGGAGAACCGUCAGCUGAGGAAAGCGCAUCAAGACAUUCGCACUCAGCUGUUGGAUGUGCGGCAGCAGCACAAGGACUUAAGGACGGCAAAUGAUCAACUUAAACUAACUGUAGAGGAUCACAAGAGUGCUCUUGCUGUUGCAAAGCUCCAGGUGGUGGAGCUGCAGCGUUUCAAAGUGCAGUCUCCCAGCACUACCCAAGCUGUGCUUCACAGCUACAGGGCAGAUCCACCUCACAUCCAUGGCCUGGGAGCCCCUGAGAUGAAACCCAGCCCGCACACACAGCCAGGGCACACCACCACACAGGCCCUCACUCCGGUGGCCAGUAAUAAGGAAAAGGUGGAGCCUGAAAUCUCUCAUCACAUAUUACCAGAUGUGGUGGAUGUUGAGAACGAUAAAAAACAGACAGUGAUGCCGAAACAGGAUUCUGUCAAAGAGGAGGCAAAGGAUGAGAAGGGAGAGGGCCGAGAGAAGACAAGCUUUCAGCGCUGGCGUAGUCGCCUAGAGCACCACGGUGUGUUGGACGGCGAUCCUGGCAAGAAGCUCCUGUCCUCUCAUGAGGAACACGAGAGGAAAGAUGGGCUAAACAGACAGAAGAGGCAGCCAGAGAUCUUAAACCCAGACAUCGUCCUUGAGGACUUGCAUCCACGUCAUAAGGACAGAGGUGAGGUUGAGGACAUUCGCAUACCUGCCAAGGACCUGAAUGAUGAUGUGCUGAAUCCGGCAGAGGACCCCAACAACCAGGGAGAGGAUGAGUUUGAGGUGCAGCAGCAGCAGCAGGACGAGCUGGUCCGGGCAGAACCUGCAGCCCGCCGACCAACCGGCAGCCAGGAGCGCGUGGCCCAGGAGGAGCAGCUAGUGAUGGCAGGAAGUCCAGACCAGCAGGAAGACAAUCUGGAUGACCAAUACGAAGAGGCUGAGGAAGAGCAGGCUGGGGAUGAUAUGGUGGAGGAUAUCCAGGAGAAAGGGAAGGAAGGGGGGAAUGAAGAAGACCCAUACAGUGAGGAGAAUGCUGAGCAGGGGCCAUGGAAUGAAGACAUCCAAGAUCAAGACAGAGAUCAUAAAGAAGAAUACAAAGAAGAUGUGGAAAUUGUUGAAGAAGAUGAAGGCCACAAGGAAAUCCACACAAACAGAAGAGCAGAGAUGUAAAAAUGAAUAAAGUUAUUUUUAAGAAAAGUA